This is a messenger RNA of Paramuricea clavata, 215 nucleotides long. The record is from the annotation of a GenBank genome assembly. NCBI's taxonomy places the organism in Eukaryota, Metazoa, Cnidaria, Anthozoa, Malacalcyonacea, Plexauridae.
AAAUGCUACGCGUUUCCGCGGAGAAGCUGCGGUGUUUCCACAGAAAAGCUGCGUGUUUCCACGGAGAAGAUGCGUGUUUCCACGGAGAAACGGCAUAUUUCUACGGAGAAAAGGCUUUCCGUGACAGAACAACGGCAAUAUUCCACGGAGAAGUUUGAUUUCCAUGGAAUAACAACACAUUUGUACGGAGAAGGUGCAAGUUUCUACGGAGAAGG